Messenger RNA from Ustilaginoidea virens, 2223 nucleotides. RefSeq lists its product as uncharacterized. The record is from RefSeq and is a predicted model, not a curated record. Gene Ontology annotation, molecular function: DNA-binding transcription factor activity, RNA polymerase II-specific; zinc ion binding. Gene Ontology annotation, biological process: regulation of DNA-templated transcription. The transcript has 4 exons. NCBI's taxonomy places the organism in Eukaryota, Fungi, Ascomycota, Sordariomycetes, Hypocreales, Clavicipitaceae. The coding region runs from base 1 to 2223 and encodes 740 amino acids.
AUGGAGAUUCAAUUCUCCCUCCCUCUACACCCUGCCAGGAGAGGCGCACCUGCUGAGUCAUCUGCCUCCCCAAAAGCCGCCGCUGCGCACGGAUGCAUACAUAAAUUUGCGCUGGAAUCGAGGACACGACAUACACGGCGGAGCUCCACGCGUGCGCGCACGGGAUGUGCUACCUGCAAGAAGCGCCAUGUCAAAUGUGACGAAACAAAGCCAGCGUGUCUCAAAUGCCUUAAAUGGCGCGGUUACUGCGACGCCUACGAGGAACCUUCCUUCCCUAACCCAUCAUCAGUCUCAUCCUCUUUCAGCUCCUCGUCAAAAGUCCCUCGGUCUGGUACUAGAAGCAAAAAUUCCCACCUCGUCCAUGCCAAGAAUGUUCCUCAAAUCUUCACAGAACCAGACAUUGUUACCGUUCGGUUUGUCAGCAGUGAGCAAAAGGCUUACUUUGACGAGUGGACAGGAUUAUCCAUGAAUUUCUUGAGUGGGAGCCUUGACCAAUCUCGCCUAUGGACUGUGACUAUGCCGCAAGUGACCAUGCAGGAAACGACGCUUCGGUUUGGCGCCAUGGCAGUGGGAGCUCUGUGGAAGGCGUACGAAACCGGAUCUUCCCCAACAGCAGUUACAAACGAAAACAAGCAUUACCUCAAUGCCGUCAUUUUCUAUUGUGAGGCGCUGCGACUGCAAUCGAAGGCGAGACCGAAUAGAGAUGGGCUUCGGACGGCCUUGCUCUCGUCGCUCUUGUUCAUCUGUUUCGAAAUUCAAAGGGGGAAUAUUCCCGCUGCACUGAAACAUGUUUUCCACGGGUUCAGUAUGCUGAACGAAUUGGCAGCAUCUACGGACCUAGCACCGCGAUUAGUGAGCAUUGCCCAGGCACCACCAUCUUUGGUCCAGGAUAUCCUGGAGUGUUAUAAGCCUCUGGAGCUGCAGUCCAGAUCCUUCAUGGGCUCGUACAAGAAGUUUUUCUUCCCGCCGACGCCCGCGAAGCUUGCAGGGGAUGUAAGGCCUGGAUCCCAUUCUGAAUUAGCGACGAAUCCAACCAAGCCUCCACGCCAUCCCGCCAUGACGCCCAGCUCAAGUUCGCAAACCACUCCUGCGUCCAGCUCAGACGCAUUAAUGGUCCCUGAACCGGCCCAAAUACCACCUAGUCAACCGGCCGCCCCGUGGCAACGCCCAUCACCUCCAUCGCAAGCAGCGGCAUCAUCGGCUCACUCAGACAUGCCCAGCCCACAAAGCCAGAGCAGCAGCCAUGGCACUCCUCCGCAACAACCAUCCCGUCCAAGUCCCCGCCCAUUCGCUGGCAUAGCUCCCUUCACCAAGCACUCUCCUUAUUUCAGACCACGCCGAUCCAACGUCAGCACCUUGGAUGAUCUACCACUAGUGUUCCAGGAUCUCGAACAAGCCCAGGGAUAUUGGAGCCUGGUGCAGAAAGCCAUGGUUUCCCACAUACCCAUGCUCACCAUGAUCUCAUCGAAACUGGGCUUGACGCGAGUGACAUCCGAGGCCGAACUCGACAUGAAGCUCAGCAGCGUGAAGGAAAACCCGCAAAUAGGGAGGUUCGUUGCCGAAGCUCGAUAUUGGCUCUCGCGAUGGGUCGACGCCUUAGAACCAGUCUAUCAAGUGAUAUGCCGCAACUCGGCCAACGAUCCGCAAACCUACCUCCACGCCCUGAACCUCCGCGUCGAAUACCUUGUGCUGUACAUAUACACUACGUUGCCGCGGUUUUCCGGCCUCGUCACUGCCAAGGAACUCACGCCCCACUACCGCGAAAUCAACCGUCUUACCGAAACACUUCUCCAAGCACGACGAAACUGCGGGUUCGCAAUGGACUCGGGGUGGACAUGGCCCCUUUUCAUCUCGUCGUUUGGAUGUCGGGACCGCGCUGUCCGUGAGGACGCCAUCCGCAUACUGGGCCAAUACCCGAUCCGCAAUGCUCUCCGCGACAGUCGGGUAUUUCGCGCUAUUGCUAUUCGUAACCAGCAAGUAGAGGAGCAAGUCAUGGCCGAGGGAACAGAACAGGAGCAAUGGCUUAGAUUGCGCCGCCGAGAAUUAGUGUUUGAAGAUUUCGGAACAUCUGUCAUAUACCGAUCUGCGCAGAAGAGCCACGGCGCUGGCAAGUGGGAGCUGGUGGAGGAGGUUGCCGAAUUUACGAUUUCGCAGGACGGGGCCUUGGAAUGGCAUCGGCAGCCGAUCACCUUAUCGGCCUCUAUACUAUCCGGCGUGUGCUAG